Molecule: messenger RNA, 2739 nt
Organism: Ciona intestinalis (vase tunicate)
Lineage: Eukaryota; Metazoa; Chordata; Ascidiacea; Phlebobranchia; Cionidae
Product: cleavage and polyadenylation specificity factor subunit 2-like
Biological process (GO): mRNA 3'-end processing by stem-loop binding and cleavage
Cellular component (GO): mRNA cleavage and polyadenylation specificity factor complex
Molecular function (GO): RNA binding
Source: RefSeq, a predicted model, not a curated record
GUUACUAUGGUAGUAUACUUAUGUACAGUAUAAGUUUCAUAGUUUAAUUAGGUCUUUAAUUGUGCUUAACAAGUGCAAAAGUAUGACGUCCAUUAUCAAAUUUACCCCACUAGCUGGGGCAUUGAAUGAAGGACCAAACUGUUACCUUCUUCAAGUUGAUGAGUUUACUUUUCUGCUUGAUUGUGGUUGGUCAGAAGAUUUUGAUAUGGAUGUAAUAAACAAUGUGAUGAAACACAUUUCUCAAGUUGAUGCGAUGCUGCUAACAUUCCCCGAUAUCCAACAUAUUGGUGCACUGCCAUAUCUGGCUGGAAAAAUUGGGCUGAACUGCGCAAUUUACGCCACUGUGCCUGUUUAUAAAAUGGGUCAGAUGUUUCUGUAUGAUUUAUACCAAUCCCAUCAUAAUAUUGAGGAUUUUGACAAGUUUACACUUGAUGAUGUAGACAGUGCAUUUGAUAAGAUAACACAAGUUAAACACAACCAGACAAUAACCUUAAAAGACAAAGGGCUUGGGCUGUCAAUCACCCCUGUACAUGCUGGUCAUAUGAUAGGAGGGACAGCUUGGAAGAUAAUUAAAGAUGAUGAAGAGGGAGAGAUUGUAUACGCCGUUGAUUUUAACCAUAAAAGAGAACGUCACUUGAACGGAUGCUCUCUCUUUGAAAGCAGUGGUGAAACAUGGAGUGGAAAACCCCCUCAGUUGAUGAUAACUGAUGGCUAUAAUGCAAUGUAUCAGCAAGCAAGGCGUAAACUUCGUGAUGAACAGUUGCUGACUAGGAUUAUUGAGACAAUGAGGGGAGAUGGGAAUGUUUUAAUCGCAGUUGAUACGGCAGGUCGAGUGCUCGAACUUGCUAUUUUGUUAGAUCAGUUGUGGAGAGACACACGAUCUGGUCUGUGCGCUUAUUCCCUUGCCAUGAUCAACAAUGUGACUUACAAUGUGGUCGAGUUUGCAAAGUUUAUGGUGGAAUGGAUGAGUGACAAAAUAAUCAACUCCUUUACUGAUCAAAGGAACAACCCUUUCCACUUUAAGCAUCUUAAACUUUGCCACAACCUUGGGGACCUGGCACAAGUACCACAGCCGAAAUGUGUGCUUGCAAGUACAGCAGAUAUGGAAUGUGGUUUUGCGCGGCAACUGUUUAUCAGGUGGGCUGCAGAUCCACGCAAUACAGUCAUUAUAACCAGCAGAAGCACAAAAGGAACAUUAUCAAGGACUCUUGUUGAUGACCCAACUGUUUCAAGGCUCAAGUUAGAAAUGAAAAAAAGAGUUCCAAUUAUUGGAGAAGAGCUUGAUCAGUAUGAGCGCAAUCGAGCUGCGAAAAAAGCCACUGAAGUAAAGGUUUUUGAGGAAGAAUCCAGCGAUGAAAGUGACGCAGAGGAACCUGUCAACACCAUUCAGAAUCGCCAUGAUUUCAUUGUUCCAAACGAGGUGCCGAAAAAGAGUGGUAGCUUUUUUAAGCAACUAAAGAAAACUUUUCCCAUGUAUCCAUUCAUUGAACCUAGGAUAAAAUGGGAUGAAUACGGCGAGAUAAUCAACCCAGAUGACUUCAGGAUGUCCAACAUUAUUCAAGUAGAUGAGGAAGUAAAGGCGGAAAUAAUUAAAACAAAGAUGGAAGUUGAUAAAACAGACUCAAACCCUCUCCAAUCUGUGGUGGAAGAAGCUCCUACUAAAUGUGUCACUGAAACUGUGUUUAUUGAAAUGAAAUGCACAAUUUCUUUCAUUGAUUUUGAAGGUCGUUCUGAUGGAGAAUCAAUGCUCAAGAUAAUUCAGCAAAUUAAACCUCGCGAAGUCAUUGUGGUAAGAGCGGAUACUAAGACAACAAAAUAUUAUGCUGAAGCAAUUCGUAAAGCACUGACGUCAUCAGGAGUUGAAGUGUUCACCCCUGCUGUGAAUGAAGUGGUCGAUACAACAAAAGAAAGGCAUAUAUACCAAGUUAAGUUAAAAGACUCUUUAGUUGGAACCCUAAGAUUCUCUAACGCACGAGAUUCAGAAAUUUGUUGGAUUGAUGCUAAGGUCGACUGUUCGGAAAAUGUAAAUGAUUCUUCUAAAGUUUUGACUGAUUCACAAAUACGAGAAGCAAAGGAAAUUGCUGAUAAAGAAGAAUUUACUAUGGACCAUGAUGGUGAGGAUAUUAUUGCCUCACAAAAGAGUUCUAAUGCUAUAAAUACUCAAGUAGCAAAUAUCAUACCAUCUUUGGAGCCUUUGAGCAUUGAAGAUACUCCUGGACACCAAACUUGUUUCAUUAAUGAGCUACGGUUGUCAGAUUUCAAGCAAGUAUUAACUAAAGAAGGAUAUCAGGCAGAAUUCAUUGGUGGUGUGUUGGUGUGCAACAACAUGUUAGCAAUCAGGAGAAACCAACAAGGACACAUUGACUUGGAGGGGACACUCACUGAGGAAUAUUACGCAAUACGUGAUUUACUCUAUCAACAAUACGCUGUGGUGUAAAAUUGUGAACCUAUAGUUCAUAUAGUUCAAAGUGCUGCCUUGUUAUUUGGUUUCGUGCAUUGAUAAUGAAUUAUUCAAAUACUUUUUCAGCCAGUAAUAAAGUUUCCUUGAAUAUUUUGCCAACCAGUUUAAAUCUAUUCAGUGGUGCUUUGCAGUGAUGGGUAUGUUUUUUUCUACUUAAUUUUUAACCUAUUCCAAGUUAACUUUAAGGCAACACUACUGAAUAAGUGCUUACACUAUUACCACAAAAAUUCACAUUUAAUUAGAAUUUUUUUUCUAAAACAUUUUGUAUGAAUUUCAGA